GCCCCUUAAUAUCGAAAACGGCAAAACGCGAAGCAUCGAGCAAACACGUCGUCGUUCUUUCCCUCGUACAGAACAAUGGCUCUAAUGGGGGAGGAGGGUCGGGGCUACGAACUGGCCAGAAAGCUUGAGACCUGCGGGGUGUGGCGCCCGUGGCUGGGUGACUCCAAAUACGCCGGCUUCGUCCAAUUCCUCGCCUCGCCUUCCUCAUGGGAAGCCUUCAUGCGGACCGACGAGUCCAAUUCUAGGGCUCAUAUCCAUCUCCAACUCCGGGUUCGAGCGCUCCUCUUCGACAAAGCCAACAUCUCUCUCUUCCUCCGCUCGAAUCCGUCGUCUUCUUCGUCUCUAGCGUCUUCUUCUAUUGCAGUUUCGAAGCUCAAUCCGAGUUCUGUUGUUGCAGAUUUGAGAUUGCGCGGUGAUGACGUUUACUUCACGUUGGAGAACUCUGCACAAGACGGGGCACAACAGCGGGAAGGUGGUGUUUCGUCCAAUACGGCGUCGUCAAAGAUUCAAUCAAGGGUCAGUUUCAGCGUUGGGUCAAGAUAUGGUGAAUCUGAGAUUGACAAUGUAUCACAGAGAUUUAGGAAUGAAGAACUGCCUGAAACAUGGUAUAACCAGUUCAUUGAGAAGUAUAGAGGUAGCAAACCAUAUAGGUUGUCAUCUGCAAACCAUGAAUUUGACAAACGUACACCUGAAGCGAUGUCUUCUUAUUUGAGACUUGUUGAGAAGCAUAAGAAAAGGCGUUUAGCAUUUAUGGAUGAUCACUUGUUGGAAAAUGCAUCAAACAUGCAUCCGAAUUCUGUCUUAAAUGGAAGUAAUUCAAUUGAAGAUGAUACACCUUUUUUCCCAGAGGUGAUGUUUACAUUGAACUGUGUACCUGACAGUGCACUCCCCCCUGCAGAGAGAGUGGAUGAAAACCGGAAAGUGGAGUUCUAUGGAGUUCUAGAUACCUUGCCUCAAGUUAUGACCAGGAGUCCUGUGAUGAUCGAGAGGCUUGGUAUCAGGCCUGAGUCCAUUAGUAUGGAACAAGGAGGAAGCUUAUAUAGUGGAAAACUAGGGUCGGAAGGGAACAGGAAAUGUCUUGGUCCAGAGCAAGCAUCACAAACGUCUCAAAAGGUAAUAGCAAACAUGUUGACAAGUGUGGGGUUUGGUGGUUCCUCGGAAGUUCCAAUGGAAGUCUUCUCUCAGUUGCUGAGCUCUCAUAUAUGUAAAUUGGGCCGGAUAUUGAAGGUCCUUGCUGAUAGUUACAGAAAGCAGUGUUCAGCUACUGAACUACUUAAGAUGUUCCUUAAAACAUUGGGAUAUAGUAAUGUAGGGUCUUUAGCAGAGCUGGUAAAGGAUGGCUCCAGGAAUUUUGUACAACAAACUCCGCAACAACAUCAGGGAAUCCAGCCGCAAUUGCAGUCACAGCACCAUAGUUCCCUUCUACUUCCCCAGCAAAUGCCUAGACAAAUGCAUCCACAGAUGCAGCAAAUUGUUGAUCCCCAGAAUCUGGCUUUUCAACAUCAGCAGCAGUUGGAUAGAAUGCGAAGAUGCCAACCAUCCACUCCUCGCCCUGUUAUGGAUAUGGAGCAAGACAAACCAAUGGUUCAAGUUAAGAUUGAAAACCCAGCAGAAUUACCAUUGGAUGGUAAUACCUUCAACUCUAUCAGUGCCAGGCAUGGCCAGAUACAGUUCCGGCCACAACAAAUUGCUGCAAUGCCAAAUCUCCAUGCUCAACCAGGCAGUCAACUUAGACAGAUCCCUUCCCUUCAAAUGCCCCAAAUCCAGACUCAGAACAUGGGCAUUGUUAGAACCCCACCAGUGAAGGUGGAGGGAUUUCAGGAAUUGAUGGGUGGGGAUGCUACAUCAAAGCAUGAUACAGAAAAAAAUAGGCUGAUGUCCCACUAAAGCAGAUAGCUUGGCAGGUAUAUUUAGGCAUUUACCAUCCACACGGGUGGGCUGUUCUGACCUUGCUCCUUACUGGUGGCCACUUAUGGUUGCUAAGCUCCAAGCUUCAUGAUAGCGAGUGGAAACAACCUAACUUAUGUCUUGGGUCCGCCCUUUUUGUUCUGUAAAUUAUCACUCAGAACUAAUUCAAUUUGUCUCCUAACCUUGAGCAUCAAGAUUGGGUAAUCGGAGUUGUAAUUAGAUUUCACUUGCGCCAUUCACAGUGUC
Juglans microcarpa x Juglans regia is the source of this 2154-nucleotide messenger RNA. RefSeq lists its product as uncharacterized. The transcript has 6 exons. The record is from RefSeq and is a predicted model, not a curated record. Gene Ontology annotation, molecular function: protein heterodimerization activity. The coding region runs from base 76 to 1887 and encodes 603 amino acids. NCBI's taxonomy places the organism in Eukaryota, Viridiplantae, Streptophyta, Magnoliopsida, Fagales, Juglandaceae.